This is a messenger RNA of Magnolia sinica, 854 nucleotides long. RefSeq lists its product as uncharacterized. The transcript is spliced from 2 exons. Lineage: Eukaryota; Viridiplantae; Streptophyta; Magnoliopsida; Magnoliales; Magnoliaceae. The coding region runs from base 357 to 701 and encodes 114 amino acids. The record is from RefSeq and is a predicted model, not a curated record.
UAGCUAAGCUACGCCCUAGGAUACCACAGGGGUUGCCAAUCCAAUCCCGGCCCAUUUUUCCUAUGGUGUUGCCCACUCGAGCCUUGGAUCUUACUCAUUUUGGACUCUCAUCUUAACAUGAACUUGCAUAUCAUGUAUUUUAAUUCAGACUCAAAAGCAUCUGAAUUUGCAGUUUGGGUCUUCUUCUUCUUCUUUUUUCUUUUUUUUUUCAAUUCCUCUCUGUUAAGCUUUGAUUCCUGUGAUUCAAUUAUCAUUCUACGUACCAUUCAAAUUCAAAUUCAACUAUCAAUCAGAGCAAACUUGGAUGUGUGGGAUUAAUAUGAUAAAUUAGGCUAUAUUUUUCUUUCAGAGAGAAGAUGGAAGGAGAAGCAAGAACUGUUGAUUGUUUAAGGGGAAGAUUGCUUGCAGAGAGAGUGACUUCAAAGGCUGCAAAAGAAGAUGCAGAUCUCAUGGGUAAAAAGCUCAUAGAGCUAGAAAGGCAGCUACAGCUGGAGAUGGAAUCCCGGAACAGAGUGGAGAAGCUGAAACCCACUACAAGAAAGCUACGAUCCCUGAAACUAUCAGCUGUUCCAAGCCAAUCCAGUUUGCCCGUGAAAAGUGAAAACUCUGCUAGUUCAUCCACAAUUUUCUCAGGCCUCCUAAAGCAAGCAGGAGAAAAGAGAGCCGGCUUGCAAACAACGGAUUCAGGAGAAGGGGCCUAGCAGCACACAUCCCAAUGUUGUAUGCUCGUGGGAGACUAAGGUCGUUAAUAUUCAACCAAAAAUCAGGCCGGUACCCUAAACGGAAAAUUUAGAGGUGAAAUUCAUCGGUAGCUAUCUUUAUGACUACGGAUUAAACCCAUAGCCAUAUAUCUG